Molecule: messenger RNA, 1694 nt
Organism: Cladocopium goreaui
Lineage: Eukaryota; Dinophyceae; Suessiales; Symbiodiniaceae
Source: the annotation of a GenBank genome assembly
CAGGUCUUGUGAGGCUUUUUCAGGUCGAGGGCCCCGUUUCGAGGGACUUCGACAGAUGCUGAAGCAAGCCAUCACUGCGAACGAUGCAUGGCAUCCCCGACGCGACGCGUUGCUGGUGGAGAUCCAGGGGCAGGAGCUGCGGACCGUCGACGCGAACGAGCCCAGACGGAUUUCCUUGCAGUUCGCAGACCUCAUGUACAGCCACAUAGAAGAAAGCUUGGCGAAAGGGACGUUGUUCAAGACGGAGACAGCAGACCAAGAGGACAUGCGAAAGUGUGUCUUUUGCUUGGCACCCCGAUGGAGUAUGAUGGAGGUAGGCACAGCCAAAGGGAUGGACAGCGAAAUCGAAGACGUCUGGUUCCUUUGUUCCCAAUUGAAUGAGGAACAGUUAGAAAUGUUCCUGAGACAAAUGGGACGAGUCGGUUGUCUGCGCUGGGACUUCAAUGAGACAUAUCUCCUCACCAAGCGAGUUCUGGGCUCAGGUGGCUUUAGCAUCGUCUACGAUGGCAUGCGCCGUAGCGGCUUCGCAACUUUAGCACAGCUGCAAGAGGAUGAGGAUGAAGAGUCUGGUGGAUGUCUGUGGUCGAGGUCGCAGCAGGAGCCGAGCUAUGUGGCGUUGAAGUUCCUACAGAAAAUCGACAGCAUGGAACAUGCCACCUCAGUGAUCAACGAGGUCUACUUUUUGUCUUUAUGCGGCUCACAUCCGAACAUUACAAGUCUCUUAGGUACCUUCCUGUGCCCACAACGUUACAAGACGGCCUGGAUCAUUGCCAUGGAACGCUACUUGCAGGGACGGCUCUCAGAUUAUGUGGACAUGCAUGGUCCUUUUCUGCUGUCCGGGGGGGAUAUCAUGGCCAUUUGCAUCUUGUCCGCGCUGGCUUUUCUUCAUAGUAAAAACAUCAUCCACAGGGAUCUGCGGCCGGAGAAAGUUCUACUCUCCGAUCGGAUGACCCCAAUCGUAGCAGACCUAGGUCAAGCGGCCCAUUUGGGCGACUCCGUUGCCAUGAUGCGACGUCUGGGCACCGCGGGCUAUGUGGCGCCGGAGGUCCUGGACACACGAAGUCCGGGCUACGGAAGUCUUAGUGAUGUUUUCAGCGCUGGCUGCGUGCUCUUCUUUCUCUAUUGCGGUGUCGAAGCCUAUAGAGAUGCCAACUACGGUGCCACCUUACAACGAACCUUGGCCGGAAAGGCCAGGUUUAACCAUCCCAAGGUCAAGCAGGUGCGGAGUGGGACGCUGCAUUUGUUGAAGAAGAUGUUGUCUCCCAGCCCCAAGAAACGGCCGAGGGCCCAGAAAGGCUGCAAGGCGCUGUGGAACCUUGGUGAUGAAGAGGUGCAGGAAUCCGUGGCAGCGAUGGAGGCGAUUCAAAGCCUGCCGGUCUCGGAGAAUGAGACUGUGAGUUAUGCUCGGCUGCAACCGGUUCAAGAAUUUCGAGACGAGUUUGAGGAUGAGAUUCCCCGCCCGGUUUCAGAAGUCGUGGACAAUUCCACUACGACGUUCAAGAGCUUGCCUCCAGGAAGUCCAAAUUGUCCAAGCGACAUGCAGAUCCACAUCCCCAGACUACCUUCAGCGCAUUCGAGCCGGAGUGGUUUUUUCGGUCGCUUCAAGCGACGAUCACGAUGAAGCGGCCGUCGAUCAGAGCUUCGUUUUUGUCGUUUUUGUUUUGAGCGCCUGGGGAGUGCGGAAAAUGUGUGAC